UCAAAAUUAUCACAGACUGACGACGUCGAGGACACAACUUGGAAAGCUGCAACAAACAAAACAGUUCCACUGAAAUUAUUAAUAUAGUCCAGAAAUAGUCCAAAAAUAAGUGUUUAUUAAACACCAGAAUGGCAGAAGAGGCGAUAUUUGAGUACUUGCAUUCCGAAAUCGUGAACUACACCCUGACAAAGGACUCCAAUAAGGAAAAUGAUCUCUCGGCGCUAGAAUACAUCGGUUACUCGACGGGGUAUCGAAUCAUCGAACGGCUAACCCGCGAGUGGCCCCGUUUCAAGGAUGAGCUGGACACCAUGAAGUUCAUCUGCACAGAUUUCUGGAGUUCGAUUUACAAGAAACAGAUCGACAACCUUCGGACGAACCACCAGGGUGUGUACGUCCUGCAGGACAAUGCGUUCCGAUUCCUGACCAGACUGUCGUCCAGUUCACAGUAUCUGGAGCACGCCCCCAAGUUUGUCGCAUUUACGUGCGGAUUGGUGCGUGGAAGCUUGGCCAAUCUGGGCAUUACAAGUACGGUGACCGCUGAGGUGCAGACCAUGCCUUCGUGUAAAUUUCACAUUCAAGUUAAUAGAGGAUAGUUGCAUUGUUAUUAUCAUUUAACAUAAAAUUUAAUUUGGAAAUAAAUAUGGAACGCUUGUAGCAAAACAAAAACCUAAAA
This is a messenger RNA of Aedes aegypti (yellow fever mosquito), 673 nucleotides long. RefSeq names its product trafficking protein particle complex subunit 6B (gene Trs33). The transcript is spliced from 3 exons. NCBI's taxonomy places the organism in Eukaryota, Metazoa, Arthropoda, Insecta, Diptera, Culicidae. Gene Ontology annotation, biological process: endoplasmic reticulum to Golgi vesicle-mediated transport; regulation of GTPase activity. The coding region runs from base 129 to 593 and encodes 154 amino acids. Gene Ontology annotation, cellular component: cis-Golgi network; trans-Golgi network; TRAPP complex. The record is from RefSeq and is a predicted model, not a curated record.